This is a messenger RNA of Myodes glareolus (Bank vole), 3124 nucleotides long. It is a transcript of the gene Lrrc19, whose product is annotated as leucine rich repeat containing 19. Gene Ontology annotation, molecular function: signaling receptor activity; protein binding. Gene Ontology annotation, biological process: positive regulation of non-canonical NF-kappaB signal transduction; interleukin-8 production. The record is from RefSeq and is a predicted model, not a curated record. NCBI's taxonomy places the organism in Eukaryota, Metazoa, Chordata, Mammalia, Rodentia, Cricetidae. Gene Ontology annotation, cellular component: plasma membrane.
GUACAAAGGUUAAGACAAAGUGAAACGCAAUCAUGUGACACAGGCUUUUCUGAUGGCGUAGAAGAACCAGAAUAAAUGUCUUGAGCACACCCGUCUCAGAUACAAAAAAGACAAAGGAAAGGCCUUCAGUAUGAAAAUCACACACUUCAUGACCGUGUUUUGGCCACUCUCUAUGCUACUAUUUGACAAAAGCCAGGCCUCUGAAACAGAAGUCAAAUGUAAUUUCACCAGAAGGAAUUACUCCUUUAUUCCAGAGAGUAUCAGUAACAGUGUUACCAUCCUUGAUCUCAGUUAUAACCAGAUCACACUGAAUGCUUCGGACAUCAGGGUGCUACAGAUGUAUUCUUUACUCACUGAGCUCUACUUGACGGAGAACAGCAUUACUGCCAUACACAAUAAUAGUUUCAGUAAUCUCUCCAACCUAGAAAUUUUAAACAUCUGUGGAAAUUCCAUCAGUGUAAUUGAACAGGGCUCAUUUGUUGGCUUAAAUAAAGUAAAACAGUUAUAUCUUUGCCAAAACAAAAUAUUACAACUUAAUCCCAAUACAUUUGUACCUCUAUUCAACCUGAGAGUUCUGAAUCUGCAAGGCAACUUGAUAAACCACUUUGAUAUGCCACAACUAUUUCAUCUGGAACUGCUAACAUUGGAUGGAAAUCCAUGGAACUGCACCUGUGGUCUACUCCAGCUACAGAACUGGCUGAACAAGUCUAAUGUGAUAUUAGAAAAUGAGAACAUCACUACGUGUAGCUACCCAGAUGACCUAAAACACUACAGCAUUAAGUCAGCACCCUUCACAGCUGAAUGCCACUCUAAAUUUAUUUCCACUAUAACUGAAGAUCUGUAUAUUAAUUUCCAGUCCAUUGGGAACUCAACUUCUAAUAGCUCCUUAAAAAACUUAACACGGAACUCAGGACAUGAACCUCUUGGAAAAAGCUGGGUUCUCCUUGUUGGUGUUGUCGUCACUGUACUGGUAACGUCACUCCUCAUCUUUAUUGCUAUCAAAUGUCCGGUAUGGUAUAAUAUUCUGCUUAGCUACAAUCAUCAUCGCCUGGAAGAGCAUGAAGCAGAAACCUAUGACAGUGAUCUUACUAGAAACCCAAGCUCUCUUUCACAAAUAACAGAUACAAACUCUGAAGACAUCACAGUAAUAUUCGAACAAUUGCAUUCAUUUGUGGAGAAUGAUGAUGGCUUUAUUGAAGACAGAUAUAUAGAUGUCAAUGAGGUACAUGAAGAAAAAUAAUUUAUCAUGUUGAAAAUUUGAAAAAAUAUUAUUAGUCUACUUAUAGCUUAGACAAAAAGAUUUUUAUUUGCAAAAAAAAACCUAUAACCAGCAAACCGUCAUAUUAAGCAGUACUUUAUGUAAAUAUCAUACAAUUUUUUUUUUGCUGUAUUGCACAAGCAAGUCCAAAUGCAGUAACUCAUACUCUGGUUAGCUAAAAGCUGAACAAUUUAUCUACACCACCACCACUUAUUAGUGUCAGAAGUAUUCAAAAAACCACAAACUGGUAAAAACAAAGCCUAAGAAUGAUUAUUUACUAACGAAAACGAACAGAAUCUGGUAUUAACAAAUGCAUGUGCUGCAAUGUCUGAAAUUAUACUAAAUUUUAAUCAAUAAAGUAAUACAAAAUUUAGAUUUAUAUCAUCAAAGUGAGGAUCUUUGACUAUAGAAAUUGGUCUAAUGCUCACUGCCUGAACCUAAAAAAGUUUUCUUAAAAACUUGCAGCAAUUUAAAGCAUAGGCACAAUGUUUAGGAAUAAUCCCUAAUAAUCGCUACUGAUUUUGACAGUGAUUGUUAGGAAGGGUUCCACAUACAAUUGCUAUAUUCAAUAUUACAAUGGUUUCUAAACUGGGCAUCACAACUACUCAUGAAUUUUCUUUUAAAACACACAUUUCUAUAUCUCUUUUGAGAGAUUAUUUUUCAAAUCAUUCUGAGCUAGAGCUGAGGAAUACUUAGGUAAUCCACACAUAUCUGGUUGUGUUUCAAUAAACAGAGCAAUGCUUCCCAAAUUGUUUUCUAAAACACUGAUUUUCUACAAUGACACUGACAAGCAUUUACAGAAAAAGGAAAAGGUACCUAGUCAACUUACCAAAAGAAUCUGAAUUUAAACAAGGUGAACUAAGAUUCUUUCCUUUAGUAUUGAUAUAGAUUUUACUAAGCUGAGGUGUUCUCUGAUAACGCAGAGUAAAAUAGUAAGUUUUGAAGAGCAUUUACAUAGCAAAUGUAAUGUAAAUGUAAAAAAAAACCCUCAGUUUUUACUCCCCCAUAUAUUAUACAUACACACACACACACAUACACACACACACAAAGAAACUUUAAAAUUUACUUGAUAACCAAACCCUUCCUUGGAAAUAUAGCUAAAAGCUCACAGCACAUUAAAAGACCAAAGGACACACUCUGGAAAUGCUAACCCUAAAUAGGAAGGGUCUAUCUAAAGUGAAAUGGUUACCAAUCCUUGUAUAAUGAAUUAGCUGCAAAUAUAAUCUGAACCACUUACCAGUUUAAAGAGUACAAUCAAAAAUUAGCAGAGUCUGUGAUUUACCAUUCUAUAUGCAGGGAACUCAAUGUAUUUAUCUGAUUAUUUUAGAGAUAAGGUUAUGGCAAAACACUGAACUUUUGAACUUUACUUGUGGAUGAAAUAUGUAACAUUUUGUAUGAUUUUCGUCAUCCACAUACACAGAAGAGGACAGUGACUAGAGUUGAAGAUGGAGCACAGCUGGAAAUGUGCUGACAAAACUUAGAAAUGAGUACAUGGGUAUACAAUGCUCCGAUUCUGAUGUUCCAAUUUCUAGUUAAUAAACAUAUUCAAAAAAUGUACAUGAUAACAUCUUACAAAAGACUAGUAAUGUAGAUUGGUUAUAUAAACAGUGCUGACAAGAUAGCUCAGCAGUUCAAAGUCCAUGCACCAAAGCCUGGCAAACUGAGUUCAAUCCCCAGACCAACAUGGUGGACAGAGAGAAUCAAGUUGUCCUCUGAGCUCCACAUGUACACUAUGUUACAAGUGUGCCAACACAUACAUACAUAUAUACACACACACAAUAAUAAAUUUAAAAAUAUUUAAAGGUUAUAUAAAUAGUACAUUCAGUUGGAAUGUUCACAGAUAGAAAAUAAAAUAUGUUCCUUGAA